Messenger RNA from Metschnikowia bicuspidata var. bicuspidata NRRL YB-4993, 656 nucleotides. RefSeq lists its product as uncharacterized. The transcript has a single exon. Lineage: Eukaryota; Fungi; Ascomycota; Pichiomycetes; Serinales; Metschnikowiaceae. The coding region runs from base 210 to 569 and encodes 119 amino acids. The record is from RefSeq and is a predicted model, not a curated record.
CUUGGGCCUAUACACUGCGGUCCUGAUACUAGGGCCUUUACAUUGUGGCACUUGAAGUGUGACCUUUUUGGGACCUUUUUGGGUCCUUUCCGGGUCUUUGUAUCGGUCCCUUAUAUUUGUUGUGGCUCUUUAAUCUUGUCCCUUUAUCUUGUCCCUUUAUCCUGUCCCUUUAUCUUGGCCCUUCAUCUUGUCCCUUUAUCUUUGCCCAGAUGGCCCCGGCCUCAAUGCGCGCUCUGUGCGGCGCCACUCGAGCAAGUAAGAAAAGAGACAAUGGCAGCGCGCCUUGGGCCACCCGGCCCCGCCACUACACGGCGCGGCCCCAGCCAACUUUUCUCGCCGGCCCCCAACUUUUCUCGCCGGUCCCCGACUUUUCUCGCCGCACCCCGAUUUUACGAAACCGCCAAAACCCCCCGGGCGACUCUCCAGGUCUGCGUCCUCUCCACCGCAAUCUCUCAGGAUGCCCUCGCUGGCCAGCAAGUGUGCCACGGGCGCCAGCCCGGCCGGCCCCAGGCGCCGUCCUGCACAAUGCGCCGUCUCGCCCCAGGCCGGCUCACCUCGCGCGGCCCUAGCGCCCGCCAACUACAUAGCACCAUCAUCCAGCAACGACGCUUUGUCUGAGCCUUUUCCACACGUUUUUCGGAACAAACAAACAAACA